AGCUCCAAAACUUCAUCAAAUUACUAAUAUGUCCCUACCCACUGAAGCGCAGCGUUUCACUCGUAGUAUAAGAAUCGCAGUAAAUUACAAAUAUGUCCCUUAUCAUUUGUGCCUAGUGGAGACAGAAGCAAGCAGAGCUAUGAGCUGCAGCAUUUCUUCACCCAUCAGCUCCCACCUCCGAUGGAUGCCUCCGUCGCCGAAAGCCACCGGGAAAUUUACAUGCCGCGUCAGUCCUAGAAUGUCCCUCAAUAAUAACAGCGACAGUAAUUUCAGCAGUGGCGGUGAUAAUCUCAUCAAAGCCAUCGGUAAGGUCCUCUGGGGUGCAUCCCUCCCGCCGGGGCUUCUCAUAUCCACCGUCCGAACGGGAUGGAACUCUGCGUGGCAGAUUAUGAUGUCCCAGCUCGCACCCUCUGAUUCUUCCGGUGGCUAUACUAGACCGCCCUCCAAGUUCCGCCUCUCCAGUCAAAAUCCGACCGCCACCAAUCUCCACCUCUACGUGGGUCUUCCCUGUCCCUGGGCUCACCGGACCCUCAUAGUCCGGGCCCUUAAGGGUCUCGAAGAAACCAUCCCUGUCUCCAUCGCAUUACCCGGCCAAGACGGUGCAUGGGAAUUCAAAGACGUUCAGGUCCAGGGCAAUGAUGUUCUCGUCCCAGGAAGGGAUAGAGUUAAUGGGUGUAGGAGACUGAAAGAGGUUUAUGGUCUGAGAAGGGGCGGGUAUAAUGGGCGUGCCACGGUGCCAAUGCUGUGGGAUGUGGAGAGGAAGGAGGUGGUAUGCAAUGAAAGUUAUGAUAUUAUUGAGUUCUUCAACUCUGGUCUGAACAGUUUUGCUCAGAAUCCAGGUUUGGAUCUCUCACCGGUGGAAUUGAAGGGGAAAAUUGAGGAGUGGAAUAGGUUGAUCUACCCCAAUGUGAAUAAUGGGGUUUAUAGGUGUGGAUUUGCUCAAAGUCAAGAGGCUUAUGAUGCAGCGGUGAAUGAUUUGUUCAGUAUAUUGGACAAAAUUGAGGAUCACUUGGGCAGUUCACGGUACUUAUGUGGAGAUGAGCUGACUCUUGCGGAUGUUUGCUUGUUUACCACAUUGAUUAGGUUCGACAUUGUGUAUAAUGUUAUGUUCAAAUGCAUGAAGAAGAAGAUAGUUGAAUAUCCAAAUCUACAUGGUUAUAUGAGGGAUAUUUAUCAGAUUCCAAAGGUGGCGAUGACUUGCAAUCUUGAAGCAACUAUGGAUGGUUACUUCCGAAUGCUUUUCCCAUUAAAUCCUGGCUGUAUACGGCCGGUCAUGCCCUCUGGCUGCGAGCACGAAGCACUCACGAGACCUCACAACAGGGGUUCAAUGGCAUCAGCAGAUAAAAGCUUGCCAGUAUUUGCUGCAUAAAUUAGCACCUAGAACUCAUUGCAGAUAAUAUGAACCAUAACCUGAAAUGUGUAUAUAUAUUUAUUAGCAUGUAAAAUUCCAAAUUUACCAGAAGUGAGAAUUUAGAAGGGGAAGAUCCGCAACUCAAGCAGUUUCUCGAAUGUUUAGUAUGUACUUCAUCUUUCCACCCACGUUAGGGUUAGGGUUGGGCUGGAAGUCCUGUUUAAUAGUUGAUUAUUACCAUUGGACGUGAUUAGCUAACCAAACCACUGGGGUGAUCAAUUUGAA
Molecule: messenger RNA, 1636 nt
Organism: Rubroshorea leprosula
Lineage: Eukaryota; Viridiplantae; Streptophyta; Magnoliopsida; Malvales; Dipterocarpaceae
Source: the annotation of a GenBank genome assembly